Molecule: messenger RNA, 3099 nt
Organism: Closterium sp. NIES-65
Lineage: Eukaryota; Viridiplantae; Streptophyta; Zygnematophyceae; Desmidiales; Closteriaceae
Source: the annotation of a GenBank genome assembly
AUGGGGGAGACGGGUAAUGGGGAGGGGGACGGGGAGAAGCGGGAGACGGGGGAGGGGGAGAAGGGGAAUGGGAAGGGAGCGAGAGGCGAGGGGGAGUUCAGAGGGGGGAGAGGCGAGUGGGUGUGGGGGUAUAGGGAGGGGAGAAGAGGGGACGGAGUCAUGGUAGGGUGGGAUGGAGGGCAAGGGGGAGGAGGAAGCGGAGUGCAUGGGAGAGGUGAGGGAAGGGGGACAGAGAGAAGGGGCAAGCGAGGGGGCAAGGAGGGGAGCAGAAGGGAUGCUGAGGAAGCCAUGAGGCAGCGCGUGCUGCCAGGGCUGAAGGAGAUUUCGCUUUUCCCCCUCCGCAACCCCCUUUCUACUUCAACCCUCCACGCCCAGGGAACAAUGCGGCGGCGGGUGCUAGCAGGGCUGAAAGUGGGAUUGGCUCCGUCCAGACAUCGCCUGGCCAAGGUGCCUGCAGGUGUUCAGUGUGGUGUGGUGGGAGUGCAUGUGUGUGGGUGGGAUAAUGCUCGCAACACUCCCGUGGUUGUGGCUCUCUCCAGACGCCGCCUGGCCAAGGUGAGUGCUGGUGGGGUGCUGGUGCUAUUAGGUAGCACACGGGAAGGCCGGGAACCAGCACACAGGGGAGUGCUUGCAGCAUUCCCGUACUCAUUGCUCUCUCGCGACUCCGCCUGGGCAAGAAUAGUGCUGCAGGAUAGACAGGCGUGUGGGGAGGGAGUUGAGGGGGAUGCGGAGAAGGGGGGUGGGGAGGAAGAAGGGCGUGUGGUGCAUGGGGGUGGAGGGAGGUGUGGAGGAGGCACGAAAUGGUUGGAGCAUGAGUGGCGAGAAGGAGUGUUCUGUCAUUUCAGUGAGGGUGGGAGAGGUGAGACGGGAGGCAGAGGGGGAGAGGCGAGAUGGGAGGCAGAGGGGGGAGAGGCGAGAUGGGAGGCAGAGGGGGGAGAGGCGAGAUUGGAGGCAGAGGGGGGAGAGGCGAGAAGGGAAGCAGAGGGGGGAGAGGCGAGGGAGGAGUGUGCACUCCAGGUGACUGCAGGUGUGCCCUCCAGGUGUGCCCUCCAGGUGACUGCAGACCCAUUCCCCCUAUCCCUUGACCCAUUCCCUCAGUCCCCUGACCCAUUCCCUCAGUCCCCUGACCCAUUCCCUCAGUCCCCUGAGACAUUCCCUCAGUCCCUUGACCCAUUCCCUCAGUCCCUUGACCCAUUCCCUCAGUCCCUUGACCCAUUCCCUCAGUACCUUGACCCAUUCCCUGAGUCCCUUGACCCAUUCCCUGAGUCCCUUGACCCAUUCCCUCAGUCCCUUGACCCAUUCCCUGAGUCCCUUGACCCAUUCCCUGAGUCCCUUGACCCAUUCCCUCAGUCCCUGACCCAUUCCCUGAGUCCCUUGACCCAUUGCCUAAUCCCUCGACUAAUUCCCUCAUCCCUUGACCCAUUCCCUCAGUCCCUUGACCCAUUCCCUGAGUCCCUUGACCCAUUCCCUGAGUCCCUUGACCCAUUCCCUGAGUCCCUUGACCCAUUCCCUCAGUCCCUUGACCCAUUCCCUGAGUCCCUUGACCCAUUCCCUCAGUCCCUUGACCCAUUACCUCACUCCUUUGACCCAUUCCCUCAGUCCCUUGACCCAUUCCCUGAGUCCCUUGACCCAUUCCCUCAGUCCCUUGACCCAUUUCCUCAGUCCCUUGACCCAUUCCCUCAGUCCCUGAGACAUUCCCUCAUCCCUGAGACAUUCCCUGACUCCCUUGACCCAUUCCCUGAGUCCCUUGACCCAUUCCCUCAGUCCCUUGACCCAUUCCCUCAGUCCCUUGACCCAUUGCCUAAUCCCUUGACCCAUUCCCUCAGUCCCUUGACCCAUUCCCUCAGUCCUUUGACCCAUUCCCUCAGUCCCUUGACCCAUUGCCUCAGUCCCUUGACCCAUUCCCUCAGUCCCUUGACCCAUUCCCUCAGUCCCUUGACCUAUUCCUCCCCUGACCCAUUCCCUCAGUCCCCUGAGACAUUCACUCAGUCCCUUGACCCAUUCCCUCAGUCCCUUGACCCAUUCCCUCACUCCCUUGACCCAUUCCCUCAGUCCCUUGACCCAUUCCCUGAGUCCCUUGACCCAUUCCCUCAGUCCCUUGACCCAUUCCCUCAGUCCCUUGACCCAUUCCCUCAGUCCCUUGACCAUUUCCUCAUCCCUGAGACAUUUUCUCAGUCCCUUGACCCAUUCCCUCAGUCCCCUGAGACAUUCCCUCAGUCCCUUGACCCAUUCCCUCAGUCCCUUGACCCAUUCCCUGAGUCCCUUGACCCAUUCCCUCAGUCCCUUGACCUAUUCCCUCAGUCCCUUGACCAUUCCCUCAGUCCCUUGACCCGUUCUCUCAGUCCCUUGAUCCAUCCUUCCUCAUCCCUUGACCCAUUCCCUGAGUCCCUUGACCCAUUCCCUCAACACCUUGUCACGUACUCACAGUCCCUUGACCCAUUCCCUCACUCCCUUGACCCAUUCCCUCAGUCCCUUGACCCAUUCCCUGAGCCUCCUGACCCAUUCCCUCAGUCCCUUGACCCAUUCCCUCAGUUCCUUGACCCAUUCCCUCAGUCCCUUGACCCGUUCCCUCAGUCCCUUGACCCAUUCCCUCAGUCCCUUGACCCAUUCCCUCAGGCCCUUGACCCAUUCCCUCAGUCCCUUGACCCAUUCCCUCAGUCCCUUGACCCAUUCCCUCAGUCCCCGACCCAUUCCCUCCAGUCCCCUGAGACAUCCCUCAUCCUUGACCCAUUCCCUCAGGCCCUUGACCCAUUCCCUCAGUCCCUUGACCCAUUCCCUCAGUCCCUUGACCCAUUCCCUCAGUCCCCUGACCCAUUCCCUCAGUCCCCUGAGACAUUCCCUCAGUCCCUUGACCCAUUCCCUCAGUCCCCUGAGACAUUCCCUCAGUCCCUUGACACAUUCCCUCAGUCCCUUGACCCAUUCCCUGAGUCCCUUGACCCAUUCCCUCAGUCCCUUGACUAUUCUCUCGCUCUCUUGACUCAUGACCUCAUCCCUGACCCAUUCCCUCAGUCCCCUGACCUAUUCCCUCAGUCCCCUGACCCAUUCCUCAGUCCCCUGAGACAUUCCUCAGUCCCUGGACCCAUUCCCUGCGUCCCUUGA